Molecule: messenger RNA, 1929 nt
Organism: Ictalurus furcatus (blue catfish)
Lineage: Eukaryota; Metazoa; Chordata; Actinopteri; Siluriformes; Ictaluridae
Gene: ywhaqb
Product: tyrosine 3-monooxygenase/tryptophan 5-monooxygenase activation protein, theta polypeptide b
Exons: 6
Coding region: 215-937 (240 amino acids)
Biological process (GO): signal transduction
Cellular component (GO): cytoplasm
Source: RefSeq, a predicted model, not a curated record
AGAGAAGUGCUUUCCGGUAAGGAGUGCAUGCGUCAUUCUCUCCUAAAGAGGAGCGUUCACAUCUCAGCUUCUUUGAAGAUUAAGCAAGAACCGUGUCCACUGCAACCACUUGAUUAGUCUUGAAACAAAAUUCCCCAAAAUUUUGUUUCAUUGUUGUGCUCUGUAGGAAGAAUCUUUUUUUUGUUGUUGCAAACACCCAUAAAAUAGACACAGAAUGGAAAGAGGAGACUUUGUACUCAAGGCCAAAUUGGCUGAGCAAGCUGAGCGCUAUGAUGAUAUGGUGGCUUGUAUGAGGGAAGUGACCAAGGCUGGCCAUGAACUCUCUAACGAAGAAAGGAACUUGCUGUCUGUUGCCUACAAGAACGUCGUGGGCACACGCAGGUUGGCCUGGAGGGUCAUAUCCAACAUUGAGAGUAAUACUGAAGAGAGUGACAAGAAGCCUGAGGUGAUCAAAGAAUACCGAGAGAAAGUGGAGCAAGAACUCAGAGAGAUCUGCAAUGAUGUACUGGAGCUGCUGAGUAAAUAUCUAAUAGAAAAUUCCACGAAUCCUGAAAACAAGGUGUUUUACCUGAAGAUGAAGGGAGACUAUUUCAGAUACCUUGCUGAAGUGGCCCCUAAAGAUGAUAAAUCUGCUAUAACUGACUCUCAGAAAGCCUACCAAGAGGCAUUUGAUCUGAGCAAGAGUGAGAUGCAGCCAACACACCCCAUUCACCUGGGCCUCGCCCUGAACUUUUCUGUCUUCUACUACGAGAUUCUCGGCUCUCCAGAGAAGGCUUGCAACCUUGCCAAAGAGGUUCUUGAAAAAGCCUCAGCAGAGGUCAAUUCACUUAAUGAAGAGUCUUUUAAAGACAGCACCAUCAUCAUACAACUGCUGAGAGACAACCUCUCAUUAUGGACAUCUGAUAAAGGAGAGGAAAAUGAAAGACAGCAGAGCUGAAACUUCCCUGCCUUCAGAUUAGAUGGGGGGACAAAUUAUCUAAUAGGAUGAAAAUCAUACUUUUAAAAAUCCAUCACCUUAUACAGUUGUCUACUGCACAUCAGUGCUGCUAAUUAUGCUAUGUUAUAGGUUAUACCAUUGUUAGUCAGUCAAAGUUCUAAUGCUUUUAAUGCAAAAGCAAAAAAAAAAAAGAAAAUCUCAAGAUUCUCCCUUGGGGAAAUUAAGAGUUCACAUUUACACCAGUAGAUUUUACUUUAACAUUUGAGUAAUGUGUUUUGCCUACAGGUUAUACAGUAUAUGCAUAUAGUUCAAUAUGCUCAUUUGUAUCAUGGCUUUAGCAAUGAUUUGGUGACUUACUGGUGUCAUUUCUUAAUGGGGAAUCAAAUGCUGAAUUUCUGAUCUUUAGAAUAAUGGGGCUAUCUGUAUCUUUUGUACUGAAGCAACUACUGAUGAUAUUCAAAAGUCCUAAAUGCUUUCUCAUAUGCACAACCCAAAAAUUCGCAUGAAAACAACAACCAUUACAAAAAAUUUGAAUGUAAAUUCAAACAUUUACAGUAAAACUCAGGAAUGAGGCUCUGAGAUUUUCCAAGAUCUAAAAAAUUUUUUACAAAAGAUUUUCCAAGUUGAGAAAGGCCAAAAUCUAAAAAGGAUUUCAGUUCACACUUUCAUAACAGUCAUAACCAUAAUUAUAUGGCACUUCAAAUUGUAACCCAUUAGUGGCAUGAUUUGGAAGAUGAGUAAUAUAAAAUGUAUAUAAAAUGUUAUAUUAUUUUAUAUUACUUUUUAUAUUAUCAAGUUUUAUAAAAAAAUAAAAACUUGGUAAUAUCUAAGCCUUCAGGCUGAAUGAGUACAGAGUGGGGUGAUGUGCAAGAGCUCGACAAAAACAAAAGCUCUGUGACGAACAGUAUCCAACAUGUGACGACAACAAUGUGGUAAAUGUAGAUUCGGCUACUCAUCGUCUAAUAGAGAAAAAUACUUGAGUGUUCAUCAGU